AUGGCGGAGGAAAAGAAAGGAGGAGGAGGAGGAGGAGAUACCCUUGAUGGGUAUACAUACACUGCUCCUCGUGUACACUCGGAGAUCGCUUGUCCAAUGACUUCUUCUGUUUAUGUCUUUGUUGGUAUCUGGCUAUUCCAGAGUAUAGUCUAUUUCUUUACAUGUUGGGCAUAUUCAACUAUUAUUAUAUCUGGCGAGUAA
Eimeria maxima is the source of this 201-nucleotide messenger RNA. RefSeq lists its product as hypothetical. The record is from RefSeq and is a predicted model, not a curated record. The transcript is spliced from 4 exons. Lineage: Eukaryota; Apicomplexa; Conoidasida; Eucoccidiorida; Eimeriidae. Bases 1 to 201 code for a protein of 66 amino acids.